Molecule: messenger RNA, 1167 nt
Organism: Lasiodiplodia theobromae
Lineage: Eukaryota; Fungi; Ascomycota; Dothideomycetes; Botryosphaeriales; Botryosphaeriaceae
Product: Alpha-ketoglutarate-dependent taurine dioxygenase
Exons: 3
Coding region: 1-1167 (388 amino acids)
Cellular component (GO): cytoplasm
Molecular function (GO): 2-oxoglutarate-dependent dioxygenase activity
Source: RefSeq, a predicted model, not a curated record
AUGGCCCCCGCACCGAUCGCAAUCCGUCCGGAGAUCAAGGACGUUGCUCCUCCGCGCAAAGAUACCCUCGGCCUUCCAGAGCCGACGCGCAGGCGGUUGGAGAAGGCUGGCAUUGACCUGUCCAAGGGCUACCCCUACCGCCCCGCACGCCCUCUCUACCUUGACGACGUCUACAAGAUUCGCGACUAUGACCGCCCCUUUGUCGACCCGGCCACCCGCGCCGAUCCCGAGAAGAAGGCUCUCCUCUCUGCUGCUGAGAAGGUCAUUGACUUGACAACGCACAUCGGCACUGAGAUUGUUGGCCUGCAACUCAAGGACCUGACCCCUCAGCAGAAGGACGAGCUUGGUCUGUUGAUUGCCGAGCGUAGCGUUGUCUUCUUCCGGGACCAGGAUAUCUCUCCCCAGCAGCAGAGAGAGCUUGGUGAAUGGUAUGGCGAGAUUGAGGUUCACCCUCAAGUCCCGCAAGUCCCCGGCGUCGAGGGCGUCACGGUCAUCUGGCCGGAGCUGCAGUCGACGGAGCGCCCAUCCAACUUCCGUCAACCGGGCGGCGCGUCGCGCUGGCACACGGACCUGGUGCACGAGCGGCAGCCGGCGGGCGUGACGCACCUGCACAACGACGUGAUCCCGUCGACGGGCGGCGACACGCUGUGGGCGUCGGGCUACUCGGCCUACGAGAAGCUGUCGCCCGCCUUCCGCAAGCUCAUCGACGGCAAGCACGCCGUCUACCGCUCCGCCCACCCUUACCUCGACCGUAACAAGCCAGAGGAGGGCCCCAAGUACAUCGAGCGCGUGCACCCGCUCGUUCGCGUCCACCCGGCGACGGGCUGGAAGAGCUUGUUCGUUAACCGCGCGAUGACGGACCGGAUUGUGGGCUUCGACAAGGCGGAGAGCGAUGUCAUUCUGAACUAUCUGUUUGAUGUGUAUGAGAAGAAUGUGGAUAUUCAGCUGCGCUUCAAGUGGACGCCCGGCACUAGCGCGCUGUGGGAUAACCGCAUCACCAUCCACAACGCUAGCUGGGACUACGCCAACAGGGAACCUAGGCACGGCACCAGAGUGACUUCGCUGGCGGAGAAGCCGUACUUCGACCCUGCUGCGCCCACGAGGAGGGAGGCUCUGGGUCAGGUGCACCCGGAUGAGCUGAAGGAGCAGGGCGUCCCCGGCUAUUAA